UAAUUUCGCUCGCGGCGAGGUGACGUCAGAGCCGAGGCAGGACCGCAGGAGUGAUGGCCGCUGCUAUGAGGCUGGUAAACAAGAAGAUUUUCACACCAGGAAUGGGGCAGCACUACCUGGCGUUCACCACUGCUGCCCAAGUGUAUUCGGCUGGGAUAAAAGCAAGUCAGGCUCUUCCAGAAACGGUGAAAAUAGUAGAAGUGGGGCCCAGAGAUGGUCUUCAAAACGAGAAGGUCGUCGUUCCGACGGAAGCAAAAAUUAAUCUGAUCAACAUGUUGUCAGAGUCUGGAUUGACGGUCAUUGAGGCCACUAGCUUUGUGUCUCCUAAAUGGGUCCCACAGAUGGGAGACCAGGUGGAAGUGAUGAAGGGUAUCAAAAAGAAGCCAGGAGUGUCCUAUCCAGUCCUCACCCCUAACCUUAGGGGCUUCCAGGCUGCCUUAAAGGCAGGAGCCUCAGAGGUGGCCAUAUUUGGUGCUGCGUCCGAGCUGUUUAGCAAGAAGAACAUAAACUGCUCAGUGGAGGAGAGUUUACAGCGCUUUGACGAGGUUAUGAAGGCGGCUAAAGAGGCUGCUGUGCCAGUAAGAGGUUACGUCUCGUGUGUCGUCGGAUGCCCGUAUGAAGGCAAAGUGGCGCCAGAGAAAGUGGCACAUGUAGCUAAGCGUUUGUACUCCAUGGGCUGCUAUGAGAUCUCUUUGGGUGACACCAUAGGAGUGGGGACUCCUGGUAGCAUGACUGAAAUGCUGGAAGCGGUGAGCAGAGAGGUGCCUGUCAGCGCCUUGGCAGUGCACUGUCACGACACUUACGGCCAAGCUCUGGCUAACAUCCUUGUAGCCUUACAGAUGGGAAUCAGCGUUGUUGACUCAUCAGUAGCAGGGCUGGGUGGAUGUCCGUAUGCACAGGGGGCUUCUGGGAACGUUGCAACCGAAGAUGUGGUUUAUAUGCUGCAUGGACUCGGGAUUAAAACGGGAGUCGACCUACUCAAGCUGAUGGAUGCAGGAUCUUUCAUCUGUCGAGCUCUCAACAGGAAGACCAACUCCAAAGUGGCUCAGGCCGCCUGCAAACUGUAGACUCGGCAACGGCGCCUUUGGCUUUUAACACACGAAACGUUUUCUUGAACCUGAUCGCUUUAAUACUCGGUGCGUGAUCAUUCCUUCCUUUUUGUUUGGAGUAAAAGAUCUGAUGAAAUGACAUCACUGCUGUACUUGUGCCUUAUGUAAAAUCGGUGUAAUUUCUAUAGCGGGGUUUAUAAAAGUGAGUUUUUGUUGCUUCUAAACCAGCAGGAAGGCCAAAAGUCUGCAAAGGUUUAUUUUUAUUUAUUUAAUAAUUCACGCACAAGUCUGGCAUCAUAACAGAUGAUGGAAACCUCUUGAUUAAACUUUUAUGUGUAUAACUUUAUUUAUUUUAAUACCUCAUCUGACAUGUACAUAACCUUUGAAGUUUGUAAUUUCCAAAAUAAAACUAUUUCACUUUAA
This is a messenger RNA of Nothobranchius furzeri (turquoise killifish), 1472 nucleotides long. It is a transcript of the gene hmgcl, whose product is annotated as 3-hydroxy-3-methylglutaryl-CoA lyase. NCBI's taxonomy places the organism in Eukaryota, Metazoa, Chordata, Actinopteri, Cyprinodontiformes, Nothobranchiidae. The record is from RefSeq and is a predicted model, not a curated record. Gene Ontology annotation, molecular function: hydroxymethylglutaryl-CoA lyase activity. Gene Ontology annotation, biological process: ketone body biosynthetic process; L-leucine catabolic process.